AUGCAUAAUAAUAAAAAUAAUAAAUUAUCUACUUCCACAGAUGUUAAUCAAGACCAAAGUGAUUCAGUUGAUCUUGGUGCAUGGGGUAGCUUGUUGAUUAAUAAAAUAUCGACAUGGGAUAGUCACGUGAAACGGGCGUCAGGUGUAAAAAGCAAAGUAUCUGAGCUAGAAUUAGAUCAAAUUUUCGAAACUGUCAAGACUAGUGAAACAACUCCUGAUCCUGUUGAAGAAUCAACAAAGCCUCUCUAUUUUGAAAAGAAACAAGUACGAGUUGUUAAUAACGAGCUUGAUGAUCAUGAAGGAUGGGGGUCACCACCACCAAAUGAUAUUUCAUGGAGUGAUCCUCGUCAAGGAAUUUGUAUUGAGAUGAUUGAGGAACAAAACCAAACUGUGUUUUGGGCUAGAAUCAAUGGGGCAUGGCAUAAUGUUACAGAAGAAGCUAAAGCGCCUCAAAAAAAAGAAGAGAUUAAAUCAAGCGAUGCUGAUGAUCAUAAUAUUAACGGAAAUCGUUCAGGACGUCAAGGAGUUGAAGAGGAGGAUGAUGAUUCAGCAUCGGCUGGACCAGAAGAGCAUUAUACUAGGAAUUAUCAAUGGAAGGCACAAGAUGAAUGGAACAAGUAUAAUGUUAAGACAGUCGAGGUUGUGCAUGGUAAAGAUUACAUUACUAAAAAGAAACCUACUCUUCAAAUAUCAGAUACGUCAGGAUCAGAAAGUGAUCCUGAAGAUAGCACACUUUCAGUGCCAGUAUCCCAACAUCUUGAUGAUCAUAUUAUACCUGUUAAAACUAAUGUAACAUCUGUUUCUGAUAAUGAUGACAUUUGGAAUCUCUAUGAUAACGUGAAAAAACCAGAAAAGGAAAAGAAGCAUCUUAGUGAGAGGCAGGUUAUUCAAAAGAUAGAAGACAAUUUUUUGAUAGAUUUGGAUUCAAGUAAAUUAGACGGUGAUAAUAAAGAAAACGAUAGUAGCAACAACAAUAACCUUAAACUUGGCAGAUUAAUCAAUGAGGACAUUUUUAAUUUGUUUAGUUCAAUUAAGCCUUCACCACCAAUAACAAAAUCAAUAAUUGAACGAGGAAAUUUUAUGACAGGUCAAAAAAACGUUAUCAUUAAUGGUGAUAUCAAUAGUGGUGGUGAUAAUUUGUUAUUAGAUAAUAAUAAAAACGAGAUUGCGCCAUUAAUUUCAUUUGAAGAGACUGAUGAAAAUAUCCAAGAUCAAAAAGUUAUUCCAUUAUUGGAAAAUAAUGUUUCCUAUCAAAAUAAUACAGAAACAACAAUAUUAUCAUCAAGUAAAGAAGAUGUAAUAAGAAGUUCAAGUAUAGAUAAAAGACAACAACGAGUAGUAGUAGAAGUUGCAGAAAAAGGUCCUUCGCCCAGUGAACAACUAAGGAUGGACAAUUUAGAAUUGGAGAGUAAACGAUCUGGUGGUGGUGGUAAACCAAUAAAGAUUGAUGUUGAAACAACAAAUUUUGGAGUACAAACUUGUUAUAUUAGUCCAGGUGAUGAUGAUGUUGAUAAAAUUGCAAGAGAAUUUUGUGAUAAGUGGGAAAUGGAAAAAUAUACAACAUCAAUAAUAAAAUAA
Molecule: messenger RNA, 1578 nt
Organism: Entrophospora sp. SA101
Lineage: Eukaryota; Fungi; Glomeromycota; Glomeromycetes; Entrophosporales; Entrophosporaceae
Source: the annotation of a GenBank genome assembly